AUGUGGAGUCCCCAACCUGAGGCUCUUUUGCAAUUGGGGUCUCUUUUGAAAAGCUCAAUGGCCCAAAACCAUGAUGAGCGAACUCAAGCUAUGGAAGCCCUAAAGACAUUCCAGUUACAGCCAGAAUUUCUGAACUACCUGUGUUAUAUGCUUAUAGAAGGAGAAUCGGAUGAAGUGCUCAAAUCCCAUUUCUCGCCGCAAGACUUACAAACCAAUAGGGCGACUUGUGGGCUCUUAUUGAAAAAUAACAUGUUAGAGCAAGGCAGUUUAACACAUGGGAAUCACGACCUUCAGUACGUCAAAGCCAAUAUCAUACAUGGUCUUUACAACACUGGUAAUCAUCUAGUCUCUAAUGUUACUGGUAUUGUCAUCACUACCUUGUUUUCCACCUAUUACAGGCAACAUAGAGAAGAUCCCAUGGGUAUUGAGCUGUUAUCGCAGUUACUUGAAUUGGCAGCAAAUGGAAAUGAACCUAGUAUAAAGGCUCUUUCGAAGAUAAUGGAGGAUAGUGCGCAAUUUUUCCAAUUAAAAUGGAGCGGCGAUAUCAGACCGAUCGACCUGUUGAUUGACACCUUUUUGAAAUUCAUAUCGAGUCCCUCAUCAAAACCAGUGAUUAGAUCAGAGUCCAUUAAAUGCAUAAAUACCAUAAUACCUUUACAAUCGCAAAGCUUUAUCGUAAGAUUAGAUGAAUUCUUAGCAAGUAUAUUUCAAUUGGCUCAGUCCGAUGAGAGCGAAUUGACUAGGGCACAGAUAUGUGUUUCAUUCUCUAUUUUGCUUAACUACAGGCCGGAUAAACUUGUCGAUCAUCUUUCAGGUAUCAUUCAGUUCAUGCUUCAUCUGAUAGGAGCUGUAAAUGACGAGACUGUCGCGAUCGAAGCAUGUGAGUUCUUACACGGAUUUUCCACGAACAACCAAAUACCAGCUCAUGUUGUAGAACCCUUUGUUGCAGAUAUCAUUCCAGUCUUACUGGCCAAGAUGGUUUAUAAUGAGGAGUCUAUCGUGAUGUUAGAAGCAUCAAAUGAAGAUGACGCUCUUGAAGAAGAUAAGGACGAAGACAUUAAACCUGCUGCACCCCGCAUAGUUAAGAAGAGAGAUGAAGAACAGAGUGACGAUGAAGACGAUGAAGACGAUGAGGCAGGUGAUGUUGAUACCCAAUGGAAUCUGAGAAAAUGUUCUGCUGCAACUUUAGACGCAUUGACCAACAGUUUGCCAAGAGAGGUAAUGAUGACAGCGUUCCCUCUGCUAAGAGAACAUAUGACCUCAGGCAGAUGGUUUAUAAGAGAAGCUACAGUUUUGGCACUUGGAGCCAUGGCAGAAGGUGGUAUGAAGUAUUUCGAAGAUCAGCUUUCUACCUUGAUUCCAUUUCUUGUUGAACUUUUGAAGGACUUUUGGGCACCUGUUAGAAAAAUCACAUGUUGGACUUUAAGCCGAUUCUCAAUAUGGAUUCUCAAAGAUCACACAGAGUUUUUGAUACCUGUUUUAGAACCAAUCGUCAACACCUUGAUGGAUAGAAAGAAGGAUGUUCAAGAAGCCGCUAUUAGUAGUGUAGCAGUUUUCAUCGAAAACUGUGACGCUGAACUAGUGGAAACUUUGCUUUACAAUGAUCUGUUAAACAGCUUCAACAAGUGUUUCGAGUUUUACAAGAAAAAAAACCUUAUCAUUUUGUAUGAUGCUGUUGGCCGAUUUGCGGAGAAAUGCGAAUUAGAUGAUCACGCAAUGCAAGUACUACUCCCACAUUUAAUUUCAAAAUGGUCCUCUUUACCAGAUGAUGACAAAGAGCUGUGGCCACUGCUAGAAUGUCUUUCCUACGUGGCAACAUCUCUAGGUGAAAAAUUUAUGCCAAUGGCUCCAGAUGUCUAUAGCAGAGCUUACCGAAUUCUAUGCCAAUGCGUCGAACUCGAUGCAAGAUCUCAGCAGGACCCCACGGUUGUCGUCCCUGAAAAGGACUUCGUCAUUACAUCCGUGGAUAUGAUAGACGGUCUCGCUCAAGGUCUCGGAUCACAAUCUCAAAGCCUAUUGUUUCCUCAGGAGGGACGUGAUACAACCCUGUUGCAACUCUUACUACACUGCUUACAAGAUCCUGUCCAUGAAGUAAGACAGAGUGCAUUUGCACUACUCGGAGACAUUGCCUAUUUUUACGACCCAGCCAUCAUCUCAAGCCGCCUAGCCGAGUUUCUAAAACUUAUUGGAAGUGAAAUAAUGCACAAUGAUGAUCCAGAUGGAGAGCCUGCCUUGAUCAACGCCAUUUGGUGUCUGGGCCUCAUCGGCGAACGGUUAAAUAUAAGUCACUACAUCAUAGAUCUCUCCCGUGUGCUUCUCGACCUGUUUGUUAACCCUUCGCAAUCACUCGACCAAUCUGUCAGGGAGAAUCUCGCCAUCACGAUCGGUCGCCUAGCCAUUUCAUUGCCCGAAGUCUUCGCCUCGGGACCAUUUGCAUCAGAUGCCAUAUGGCGUAAAUGGUGCAUCGCCAUACAAGAUUUAGACUCUGUCGAGGAAAAGAGCAGCGCUUACAAUGGUUUCAUCAAGAUAGUAAAUUUGUCAAGCGACCAAGUCGAUAUAUCAAGUGAUACGCUAAAGAAAAUUGUAGAGGGUAUGUCCGUCAACGUAGACACAUCCCCCUUUGCACAGGACCUAUACGCUUUCCUGGUAAGAUACGCCACCAAAAUUCAGGCCCUCCAACUGACCCGAGAAGGUAUAGCCUUCCUUCAACAGUUGAGCAAUUAG
Molecule: messenger RNA, 2724 nt
Organism: Torulaspora delbrueckii
Lineage: Eukaryota; Fungi; Ascomycota; Saccharomycetes; Saccharomycetales; Saccharomycetaceae
Gene: KAP104
Product: Kap104p
Exons: 1
Coding region: 1-2724 (907 amino acids)
Biological process (GO): protein import into nucleus
Cellular component (GO): cytoplasm; nucleus
Molecular function (GO): protein binding; nuclear import signal receptor activity
Source: RefSeq, a predicted model, not a curated record